AUGUUUAGACAGGCGAAGGGCAGAACUCCUCGAAGACCUCCCAAGAAGCCUGCCAGUAAUCAGAGCGACCCAGUUGGGGUAUGGUGCCGGGUGAAACCUCUAGAAGCUGGGGAUGAGGAAUGCUGCAUUGAAGUGCUCAGCAGUACCACCAUUCAGCUGCAUGCACCGGAAGGGCUCAAAGUGAAUCGGAAUGGCGAGUUGAAAGAGACACAACAUUCCUUCAAGAAGGUGUUUUCAGUUGCAACAUCUCAGUUUGAGCUAUUUAUGGAGGUGGCCAAACCUCUUGUGGAUGACCUCAUUCAUUGUAAAAAUGGGCUGCUUUUUACAUAUGGGAUCACAGGAAGUGGCAAGACAUUCACGAUGACUGGCACCCCUGGCCAGGGUGGACUUCUACCUCGUUCCCUCGACAUGAUCUUCAACAGCAUAGGUCCCUACCAGGCCAAAAGAUUUGUUUUUAAGGUAGAUGAUAAGAAUGGUUUGGAGGUACAGAACCAAGGUGAUGCUUUAUUGGAGCGCCAGAGGCUGGGCAACCAGUCAACUGUACCGAAAACCCCCUCCUCUAGACAAAAGCUUGAUCCUGAAUUUGCUGACAUGAUUAAGCCGGAGGAGGCGUGCAAGGCAGAGGGUGUUGAUGAGGAUAGUAGUUACAGUGUCUUUGUCUCCUACAUUGAAAUCUACAAUAACUACAUCUAUGACCUACUUGAUGAAACACCCUAUGAUCCAGUCAAGCCAAAGUAAAUAAAAUAUUUCUAUUUUGUUCGGUGGAAUGGUGGAGGCACACCUGUACAGCAGAACAUUGAGUUCAUAGCAACUCAAUCUAAAAUUCUCCGAGAGGAUCAAAACCACAAUAUGUAUGUGGCUGGAUGCACAGAGGUUGAAGUCAAAUCAACUGAGGAGGCCUUUGAGGUUUUCUUGAGAGGUCAGAAAAAGAGAAGGAUUGCAAACACCCAGCUGAAUAGAGAGUCCAGCCGCUCCCACAGUGUUUUCACCAUCAAAUUGGCACAGGCUCCCCUGGAUGCAGAUGGAAGCAACAUUCUACAGGAUAAGAACCAGGUGACUGUGAGUCAGCUCUGCCUGGUAGACCUGGCAGGAAGUGAGCGCACCAGUAGGACCAGGGCAGAAGGCAGUCGUCUACGUGAAGCAGGAAACAUAAAUCAGUCCUUGAUGACAUUGCGGACAUGUAUUGAGGUGCUUCGUGAAAACCAGAAGUGUGGCAUCAACAGGAUGGUCCCCUACAGAGACUCUAAAAUAACACAUCUAUUUAAGAACUACUUUGAUGGAGAGGGCAAAGUUAGAAUGGUUGUGUGUGUCAACCCCAUGGCUGACGACUAUGAGGAAAGCAUGCUGGUGAUGCGUUUUGCAGAGAUGACCCAGGAGGUGGAAGUUGCCCGACCAAUGGACCGGUCCAUCUGUGGCCUGGCUGCAGGCCGGCGUCAGAGAAACCAGGCCUUCAAAGAGGAACUCUCUCGAAGACUGGAAGAGCGUGGUGGUCCAAUAGACAGAGAUGUACCCAUCGUUAUAAGCCAGCUAGUGCACAGCUUUCCCCCACUACCUUCUUGUGAGCUGACUGAUCCUCAUGAUGACAUCACCCUGCCCAGGGUGAUUGAGGUUCUGGAGCAGAGGCAGAGAAUCCGACAGAAGAUAAUUGAAGAGUACAACAGAGCAGCCAACGCGAUAAAGACUGUACUUCAGGAACAAGAUGGCAACCGUGCCUCCAAAGACAAUUAUAUUAAUGAACAAAAUGGCAAACUGGGAGAGAAGGACAAAGUCAUCCAUAACCAGAAGGCUGAAAUUGAGCGUUUGAAUAAAGAAAACAAGAUGCAAGAGCAAAAGAUUAACAUACUGCAGAAGACCACCAAUAUUUACGAAGAAAACAAGCGUUCGCUGCAGCUGGAGCUGGAAACUAGAGAGCAGAGGCUGUACAGGGAGCUGUCGGAGAAGAGACGCAUGGAGCAGCGCAUGCAUGGCCUGGUCUCCAACACCCAGCACAAGUGGGAAAAAGAAUGUGAGAGGCGUGUCAAUGCAAAGCAGCUGGAGAUGCAAAACAAGCUGUGGGUAAAAGAUGAGAAGCUGAAGCAACUAAAGGCCAUCGUGACAGAGAAGGGGAUGCCAAGUUGUCCUGUGCCCCCUCCACGUCAGAUCCAGCCACAGCAGCCUCACAAGGCAGAGCGGCUCCCCGCCAAGAGAUCAGCUUCACCCUCGCCAGUACCUACAUCAACACCAGUGCGGCCUCUGCACCGACGUUCCCGCUCUGUUGAGGGGAGGUGGGUUGACCACAAGCCCGCCUCCAAUGUGGACUUGGAUACGGUUAUGCAGCCAGUAAUUCCCAAUGCCAUCAAGGUGUCAGCCCCCAACGAGAAAGCCCUCUCCAAGUGUGAUAAGUAUCUGCUGACUCACCAGGAGGUUGCCUCUGAUGGAGAGAUUCGGACCAAACUGAUAAAGGGUGAGGUUAUUAAAACCAGAGGGGGAGGACAGGCAGUCCAGUUCACUGACAUAGAGACCCUAAAACAAGAGCCUCCCAUAGCUCCAAGCCGCAAGAGGAGAUCGUCAGAGAACAGCCCAGCCAAGAAGGUUGAGCGAGAAAACGAAGACUGGACAGAUGUUGAAACAAGGUGUGCUGUUGCCAUGGAGAUGAGGGCUGGAUCAAAUAUGGGCCCUGGUUAUGAGCAUCGUCAAUACACUAAGCGAAGGAAACCAUAAGAAGAUCCCAACACCCGCUGCAUUCAUCACUCCCAAAUAUCAAGUAAAACUCCUUGCUAAAAAUUAAAUGGAGGCACAGGACAUUGUAGAUCUUUGAAUUUGUUAAGUGGGACUCAUUUCUAAAUGCCAUUACUCACAAUAUGUUAAACUUUUUAUAUCUAGCCUUAGUAAUGAUAUUUAAACAAUUUCUAUGCUUUCAUAUAUGCAAGUGUGUGUGUGUGUGUGUGUGUGUUUUUGUGUGUGUGUGUGUGUAUGUGUUUGUGAUGCGUGCGUGUGUACACUUUGUUUACCAAAGCGAAAAAUCCAAAUAUUUUAUAUCUUUCCAUAAAAUCAUGUGAUUCAUUCAAAGAGGGGAUAACUUCUUGGGUAUCAUGGCUGCGCUGCUUUAGAUUGCCCUUUUAUGGUUUUGUGUUUUUUUUUUUGUUAGUGAGUUUGUUUCUCUCUUCACACUUGUUACAUGUCACAUAAGAAAUCACUGGAUGUUAGUGAAGAGGCGCCAUACCAUAUACUUUAGUCCGCUGCAUACUGUAUUAUUCUGUGUCUUGCUUGGUGCCAUAAUAUUGAACCUCAGGUUUGAAUUUUGAUCGCUCAUUUAAUUUGGAUAUACAUAUUUUCAUCACUUUUGUUGUCAGCUGAGUAUAAAAUGCACUUUAUUCUUAAAUCUCUUCAAAGUGGUCUUCUUUCAAAUCAGAAUUAAGUCACAGAAUUAUUUUUUCUGGAUGUUAAGAAUCCCAUUUACCCAACAACCGAGUAGAUAAAACUAUUCAACUGUUACCAGCUUUGCUGAAAUUAUCUUACAAACAACAUUUUAACAUGUCAUAGCACAGAUUGUGAUUUCUUCUGAAAAUGUAUGAAUUAAA
Messenger RNA from Lampris incognitus (smalleye Pacific opah), 3560 nucleotides. It is a transcript of the gene kif23, whose product is annotated as kinesin family member 23. Gene Ontology annotation, cellular component: nucleus; microtubule; kinesin complex. The record is from RefSeq and is a predicted model, not a curated record. Lineage: Eukaryota; Metazoa; Chordata; Actinopteri; Lampriformes; Lampridae. Gene Ontology annotation, biological process: microtubule-based movement. Gene Ontology annotation, molecular function: ATP binding; microtubule binding; ATP hydrolysis activity. The transcript has 23 exons.